Molecule: messenger RNA, 498 nt
Organism: Rotaria sp. Silwood1
Lineage: Eukaryota; Metazoa; Rotifera; Eurotatoria; Philodinida; Philodinidae
Source: the annotation of a GenBank genome assembly
AUGAAAAUUCGUUUGGCCACUGUUUCCGAUGCAGAAGCAAUUACACGUGUUCAUUACAAUGCCGUCCACGGAGUAAAACCUGCAAAUUUCUAUGCACAGAAUAUUUUACAAAGUUGGGCACCAUCACCAACGGACGAGUAUCGUCUCAAUCAAUUUCGCAGCAUUAUAGAAUGUAACAAAGAACUAGUCGUUGUUGCCGAAUUAGACAAUAAGAUAAUCAUAGGAUUCGGAGCAAUUAUUGCUUCUCAACACGAGCUUCGUGCACUUUAUGUUGAUCCAAUGUACGAACAUCAGGGUGUUGGUAGCAAAAUUUUGAAACAUCUUGAAGAAUUAACCUUGGAGCAAGGCGCCGAUAUGUUAAAAUUAGAAGCUACUCUCAGUGCUGAAACAUUUUACAUUCGUCAUGGCUAUUCGAUAAUAGAAUACAGCUUUCAUCCAUUGCGAUCAGGUGAUCAAAUGAAGUGUGUGAAAAUGAGCAAAGAACUACGCAAGCGCUAG